Molecule: messenger RNA, 797 nt
Organism: Galeopterus variegatus (Sunda flying lemur)
Lineage: Eukaryota; Metazoa; Chordata; Mammalia; Dermoptera; Cynocephalidae
Gene: GLOD5
Product: glyoxalase domain containing 5
Exons: 4
Coding region: 105-587 (160 amino acids)
Source: RefSeq, a predicted model, not a curated record
ACCCACAGUCCUCAGCCUGUGGCCUCCCAUUCCUGCCCCUUGAUCUCCAAACACUGAGCCAGAAGGUUGUCUGGAGGCCCCAAGACAAGGACACCUACCCUACCAUGCUGCGUCGUCUGACCUCCAGGCUGCCAGUCAGAAGAUGGGAUGGGACUGUAGAAAAACAGUCACGGAGAGACAGUAGUCAGACCACUUCCCCAUGUCUUAUCCAUAGACUUGACCACAUUGUGAUGACAGUAAAGAGCAUCAAAGAUACCACCACGUUUUAUUCCAAGAUCCUGGGCAUGGAGGUCACAACUUUCAAGGGUAACCGGAAAGCAUUGUGUUUUGGAGACCAGAAAUUUAACCUUCAUGAGGUGGGAAAGGAAUUUGAACCCAAAGCUGCUCACCCAGUUCCUGGCUCCCUGGACAUAUGUCUGAUCACAAAGAUGCCUUUGGAGGAAAUGAUCCAGUACCUCAAGGCUUGUAAUGUCCCCAUUGAAGAGGGUCCAGUGCCCAGGACGGGGGCAAAAGGACCUAUUAUGUCCAUCUACUUCCGAGAUCCCGACAGAAAUCUGAUUGAGGUGUCCAACUACAUCUCCUCGUGAUGGAGACUGGCCCUCCUCCAUUCCAUCUCCCAUGAUGUCGCCCUCUCCCUUCCUUCCUGCAAACCCUUGUCCAGGCCCAGAGACCUCCAAGGACUAGCACUUCACACAUCCUGCUGGAGGAGCCAGAGACAGGUUUGGACCAAACCUACAUGUCUGAUGUCCUCCAUCCAGGCUGCCCCAAUAAAUGAAUAGUCUCUCAGUUAAUAUGAA